Racocetra persica is the source of this 558-nucleotide messenger RNA. The record is from the annotation of a GenBank genome assembly. Lineage: Eukaryota; Fungi; Glomeromycota; Glomeromycetes; Diversisporales; Gigasporaceae.
AUGAAAAGAUAUUUAAUGAAUACAAAGAAGCGGACUAACAAUAGGAGAAAUACAACACUUACACCUCAAUUACCAAAUGCUUUUACAGAAAUUAUCGCAGCAAUAGAAACACAAACCACAUUAAACAGAGUAAUUCAACAACAAUUACUAUUAGCAAUAGCCAUAAACAGUUACCUGCCAGAACAUACCUACUUACAAGAAAGCAAUGUGAAAGUGCCUGAGAUCGAUGCAUCAUCUUCACUUCAUUUACCUGAUUACGUUGAUAUAGUAGAUUCUCAUGGAAUUGAGGCGUCUUUUCCUGAUACAACAAACCCAAAUCCUUCAACUAACUUAGUAUUCUCAGAAGAAAUCACUUUCACUGAAAUUGUGACACAUUAUUUUUCUCUUCUUAAAAAUCUUGGUAAUAUUGAAAUAAUAUCUCAAGCUGUAGACUUAUUAAAGCUUCAAAAAGUAAAUGAUGUCCAUGUGGAAAAUAUUGAUUUUGAAAAAUGUUUAGAAGAUCGAUCGGAUAAAGAUAUACGUAGCAAAGGAAGAAAAGAAGACCAAAUUCGAGGAAAU